UCAGCCAUAUCAAGCCAGUUGCGAAUCAAAACUUACUAUACGAAUUUGUUUAAAAGUCUUUCAAACUACGACACACUUGUGUACUGUCGAGAGAUGGUCAAUGGUGUACCCACAAAGACCGGCACACGUGGAUCAGGAGUGGCCGAUACCGAUUUUCUGGUUGUGGUGGACGCAGUUCAAGUAUCCGCAUGCGGCACGGGUCUGCUGGCAUUUGCUACGACAUGUCAGAUUGAUAAUCAGUUGAAUCGGUACGACGACCACCCACCCGGUCAAUUGUACCCGAUUGGUUCUUCAUCGUAUUUGUUUUAA
This is a messenger RNA of Echinostoma caproni, 309 nucleotides long. The record is from the annotation of a GenBank genome assembly. NCBI's taxonomy places the organism in Eukaryota, Metazoa, Platyhelminthes, Trematoda, Plagiorchiida, Echinostomatidae.